This is a messenger RNA of Halichondria panicea, 3804 nucleotides long. RefSeq lists its product as uncharacterized. Gene Ontology annotation, molecular function: protein serine/threonine kinase activity; ATP binding; protein binding. Lineage: Eukaryota; Metazoa; Porifera; Demospongiae; Suberitida; Halichondriidae. Bases 141 to 2558 code for a protein of 805 amino acids. The transcript has 8 exons. The record is from RefSeq and is a predicted model, not a curated record. Gene Ontology annotation, biological process: protein phosphorylation.
CAUGUACAUCAAAGAAGGGGGGUAUCUCGUUCUUGACCUCUUUUUCUUCUGUUGCCGCUACAGCUACAGCUAGCUAGCUACGAGCUCUCUCCAUAACUUCACCUCUAUCAAGCUUUCUAUACAGUACAGUAACCAAGACAAUGGCUGUAAAUCCACAAGCUUUUGAGCAGUUCACUCUGAGACAAAUUCGCAUCACUGAGAAUGAGUUAGGACAUGGUUCCUACGCUGUUGUCAUGGAGCUAGAGUAUCGAGGACUGAAAUGUGCCGGCAAGAAGCUUUACCGAGUUCUCUACGAGACUGGAAUCGGGCAUGCAGCACGAAGGUAUCUGGAGGAGUGUCACCUGCUCAGUCAAACUAGGCACCCCAACAUUGUCCAGUUUCUGGGAGUCUGUUUUGAGGAAGGCUCUCAGUUCCCCAUCCUAGUCAUGGAGUUUCUCCCCACCAACUUGACCAGCUGUCUCGAGCGCUACGGUAUUCUCCCCGAUGAGAUAAACUUCUCUAUCCUCCAUGACGUCUCACUGGGCCUGGUCUACCUCCAUGGCCAAACACCAGUCAUUGUGCACAGAGAUCUCUCAGCCAACAAUGUCCUCUUGUCCACCAACAUGACUGCCAAGAUAUCCGAUCUAGGGGUUGCUCGAAUAUUGAACCUGACCCCCCUUCAAGUGAGUCGAAUGACGGAGACCCCUGGUACCCCAGCGUACAUGCCCCCCGAAGUGAUGGUUGCCAACCCCCACUAUGACACCAGUGUGGAUGUGUUCUCCUUUGGGAUCAUGAUGAUUCACACCUUCACAGCAGAGUGGCCACUACCAAGUAUUGGCCCCACCAGAAUCGAUCCUGCUAAUCCUAAUGGUUUGAUACCAAUGACAGAAGCUGAACGACGUGAAGAGUUUCUUCGAAAAAUUUCCCCAGACCACCCUCUGAUGGACCUCAUCAUGCGCUGUCUCAGCAACAACCCUCAGCAAAGGCCUAGAGCAGCGGAGAUAGUUGGUCGGAUGGUGGGUGUGGUACUUGAACACCCUCCCUCCUUUGAGAACAGAGUGGAGAUGCUCCAGCGAGUGAGUGCCCUACUGACAGAGAAGAGGGAGCUUGAGGAGAAGGUUGUGAGGAAGGACUCGGCAAUCCAGGAGAAAGCUGGAGAAAACGAGGUACUGGCGGAGGAGAAAAGACGACAAGAGGAAGAAAGUAAAAACAUUGUCGAGCGUAUGCAGUUGGUACACUCUGUGGAAACUGAUCAAUUUAAAUUGGAAAACGAAGAUCUUAAAGGUCAACUCGAAGCUAAAGAGACAAUUGUUAACAUGAAAGAUGAAUUUAUUAUUUCAAGAAAUGCUAGGAUAGUGGAAUUAGAAACUCAAUGUAAGCAACUCACUGAAGAGGUGGAGCAACAAAUUGCCAACGUCAACUACACUCACAACGAGCUUGUAUCUAAAGCUACAAAAAUAGCUCAACUGGAAACAAAUCUGGAACAAGAGCAAGCCUGUUUAGUUGACAAAAACUCUAUUAUCGCUCACAGAGAUUCGAUGCUUGCCUCCAAGGACUCUUCCCUUCAGAAGAAAGAAGCCACCAUUCAGAGUUUAAACGGCCAACUCACCAAAACCAGAGACUACCUGACCAGCAAACCACAGUCCCUACAGGUUCAGUUGUCCUACAGUCAGUGCUCUGAGGCUCCAGUGAAGAUGUCUAGUGGGCAAGCGAUAACCAUCAAUGGCAAGGUCUACUAUGGUGGAGGAAUGUGUUAUGACGAUGAUGACGAGUACUGUGUCCACUGUUACGAUCCGCCACAAGAUGUUUGGUCAACUCUGCCCAGACUUCCUGUACGCUAUUUUGGUCUAGGAGAGGUCAAAGGUGAACUGGCAGCAGUUGGUGGUUUGGAUUCAUCCUUCUCUAAAUCCAACGUGGUACAUGUGUUUAACAAAGGAAGGAACUGGAAACGGACGAUCCCACCGAUGCCCACAGCGAGGUAUUCACCAGCAGUCGUUAGUCUCCAAACACAUCUGGUCGUAGCAGGAGGUGUGUUGGACGAUGGCGACUUCACUGAUAACGUUGAGAUCUACAACAUCAGCACCUCCCAGUGGAGCGAGACAGACAGACUACCGUAUGCUUGUUAUGACCAAAGAGGAAUUGUCUACAACAAAACAGUGUACCUAAUGGGGGGAAGUGACGGCAAUUUUCUAAACAAGGUGUGUGCUGCUCAAGUCGACAAGCUCAUCUCAGCAGACCGACAGGAUGAUGGGAGUGCCAACAAAGCCGACUCUGUCUGGAAUACAAUAUCCAACACACCGUCUUACUGUUCCUCCCCUGUAACGAUAUUCGACACCCUCUUUGCUGUUGGUGGAGAGGAUAGUGAAGGUGAAGUCACUCAAAGGAUCUACUCCUACUCGUCCUCGAUGGACUCCUGGCUCUACGUUGGUGAUCUACCAUCUCCUAUAGCAGACGCUGCCUCUGUGUCACUGUCUCCAACAGAGUGCCUUAUGAUUGGGGGAUGGAACAAAGAAAGAGAAACACAAUCUACCGUGCAUAAAAUUAGUAUCAAAAUUAAAAGUGCAACAACUAUUUCUUGAUUAUUGUUGUGGAUAAUAAUAUUUUGUAUGGCUAAAAGUUAAUGUUGAUUUUUGAGUGAAAUAGUGCAACCAGCCCCUCCCCCUUAUAGACUUUUGCAAUGUCAGCAUAAACGACCCUCCUCCAGCUCAUGGACAGUUCUCCUCCUGGUGUCCUGUGCUCUAGCUCUGUCAGCGUUGUUCUCCAGUGCUGCUGGUCUCCUGGAGGGACUCUACUGUGGCAGAGAGAGCUGCUAUGACGUUCUUCAAGUGGACAAAGAUGUCACAGCUGUAAGUACAUGUGGAGCUAUUGACUGUGCUCACACACUGUUGCUUGGUUACAGGCUGAGAUGAGGAGAGCCUAUCGACACCUGACACUGGAGUACCAUCCUGACAAGAACAAGGUCACAGAAGAGGGAGAGUUGGCUGAGGGCUCCGCUAGGGAGAGGUUCUAGCUCAUCAGCACGACCUACGAGAUACUGAAGGAUGAGGAGGAGAGAGCAAACUAUGACUACAUGCUUGAGAACCCUGAGCAAGUGUACCGUCACUACUAUCACUACGACCGUCAUCGAGUGACCCCCCCAGUUGGAUAUCCGAGUGGUUGUGGGUGUGGCCAUCAGCGUCAUCUCUCUGGUCCAGUACCUCGGCUGGUGGCACUCGUACAAUACAGCCAUCACUGCAGCUCUCUCAGAAUGCCAAGGUCAGGAUAGUUGGCAAGAUAUUGUGGUAAGGCUGAGGAGCUGGCAGUGGAGAAGGGGUUGUUGAAGGAGGGUCAGAGACAGACUCAAGGGAGGAAGUAAAGAACGACGAAGAGACUGUGCUACGGAGAAUUAUGGAGGAGAACCUCAACAUUCUGUGAGUCGAUAAUGUAACCAGCUAGUCUUAUAUUGUGCCAUUAUUUUGAUAGGAACUUUUGUUUAUCUUUUGUUUACAAUUGAAGUUGAGGGGGGUAGGUUGGUCUACUCACAAGUUCAAGCAUUGUUCUGGCAGAUACAGUAAACCUAUGUUGCGAAGUACAAGGAGGAGAGGAAAGAAAGACAGCCAAUGCCAAGUACAAGAAGUACAAGUGAGUGAGUAAAUGUGUGAGAGUGAGGCCAGUGAAGGAGGCUAGACGAUACCAAGUACAGUGAGAGAUACAUGAGAGCACUGGUCAGAAAAGAGUCACCACAAACUGUUAGGGACAAUAACAUUUUGUAUGAAAGCAUAUUUAUCAUUGGUUCAGUUUAAAGGAAUCUUGCAGUAAUAAUUAAUUUUGUGUUUGUCAAUUUUA